Molecule: messenger RNA, 3249 nt
Organism: Orbicella faveolata
Lineage: Eukaryota; Metazoa; Cnidaria; Anthozoa; Scleractinia; Merulinidae
Product: calcium homeostasis modulator protein 5-like
Cellular component (GO): plasma membrane
Molecular function (GO): monoatomic cation channel activity
Source: RefSeq, a predicted model, not a curated record
CAUUGGUUGGUACAUUUUGUAGAGAACACAGUCGAACCUCUACGAAACAGCCACCCUGGGGACAGACGAAAAUGGCCGUUGCAGAGAUGUCGCCGUUGUGAGGAGGUAGGGGUGUAAUAUGACGGGUUUUUUUUUCUUUCUUUUCGGGGAUUGCAACAUAAUGGUUAUUUUAACAUAUGAAUACGUAACACAUUUUCAAACAAAUAUCAGUGAAACAAAUACCAAACAAAAACAGAGACCAACGACGGGCGGUACGGAUCAAUUAAGUUUGUGACCUUUUACAAUAAAAAUGGCCAGGAGUUUUGUAUACACUGUCCAUUAUCAGUCAUUGAGUAACUGGCCGUCGUGGAAAAAAGACUUCUGUAGGGAGGCUGCAAUAAGAGUGGAUCUAAGGACCAAAAAAGGUUGUCGUUGCAGAGAGGUGGCCGGUAGUGCCGCUUCGACUGACUACAUAUAAUUAACUGCAAAACCCUGAACGGCUUUCUCCUUUACCCACCCUUACCCCUUUGCGUUUGCGCUAAUUUAAUUUCCCGCAGUUUUUAAUGCUCUCGGGCGCUCGACCAUCUUUCGAGAAAGUAAACAAGCUGUGAACAAACGGAUUAUGAAAAUGUCGUUUCUUGGUGUUGCAGAGCUCGGUGUGAUCACCAAAUGACGUGAAACAAAACAUUCAAAAGGCAAUAAACAAUGCCCAGACCAAAACAAUAGCUAACCAUGCAACAAUAGUUUCCAACUCCUGACCAAGAAUUUAAGGGUUUGGUAAUUACUAAUUAUUAACGGUUACACAAAUUAAACUACAAAGGUUCCACCGAAAAGUUAUUUUCAGUAAAUUUCAAACGAAUAACAAUGGCUAAAGCCUUUUAUGUCAGUUGUCCAUAAACAUGACUACAAAUGUCAGUUGUCAGUUAAAUUUUCGGGUAUUUGUCAGUUGUCAGUUAUUUUUUGUCAUCUAACCCUCAUUCAGACCCUCCAUUAAUAAGUCAAGCCGACAGGCUAAAGAUUAGACAACGAGUAGUCCCUCUUUUUAAAAUAAACCGCGAGGAAAAAAUGACCGCGUCAAAUACUGGGGACGAGACGCGCGUGCUAAUUGCCCCAGGAGUUCGCGCGGCCAUGUUUUCUUGCGGUUUUCUCUCGCGUCACGCACGACGGACUAAGCGAAAGAGGGACUACUCGUAGUCUAGUUAAAGAUUAGCGCACGCCUUGGUUAUGUGACGAUAGCCGGUAAAAUAUAGGUCGUUUUGGACUCGGAGUGGCUUGACACUGGCUGGCACUGAGCUGUGCAGACUUUGAUUUUUACCAACACAAGCUUGAUUUGGAAGAACUGUGACGAUAUUUUCGAGUUCUAGGGACCUUAAACUAAAUUAAGAGGGCCUUGCUUUUAAGUCAAACCUAGAGGCUAAAGAUUAGCGCAAGCCUUGGUUGUGUGGACUGUCAAUUAAAUAUAUGUCGGUUUGGACUUGGAGGGGCUCGACAACGGCUGAUACUGGGCUGCACAAACUUUGAUUUUCACCUAUAAAAGCUUGAUUCCGAAGAGCGUAGACGUUUGAGUUCUAGGGACUUGAAACUAAAUUGCAAAGGCAAGUCAAACCGACUACACGCGUUCGUUAUGAGUAUGAAUGUUACAAGGUAAGAAUGCUAUAUUGAACUUAGUGUUUCUAUAGCAACAAUACUGAUGUAAUUUUGAUCGAUUUCUCGCAAGACUGAUGAUACUCUCCCACUUCGAUAGGUGCCGAGAAAGCUUAAACAAUAUGAGAUUGAUUAUUUAUAUAUCAGCUCUUUGAGCUCGAAAAACAGCAGUUGAAAUUAAGCAGUAACAAUGUUUAAAAACAAAACUUAACGCACACAAUUUCAAAACUUACAAUGAAUUGGCAGCAUUCUGAUUGAAUGGUUUUAGUUGUCAGAAUUGACCAUUCAACUGUGUAGACGUGUAAUAUCAUAUAAACCAUCAUAUUAACUGCAUGGGCUGCUUUGAUCAGCACUGUUAACAGAACUAAAGUACAAGCGAUACAUUUAAGGGAUUUGUUUUUGCAGAGUGUGUCCACAACACAAAUUAUGUCAGGGGCCAUCACUGGCACUUUUACUGCUAUUCUAGAAGCGGCUUUUAAAGCUGUUAAAGGAGUCGCACAAUCAAACGAAGUGCCAUUCAAAACAGUUGUCGCCACACUGGUUUUGUACGGCGUCAACGAGUUCUUGGGCGACAUCGUAUUUUCGUGUCCCGAGGAAAAUUUUAAGGUAUACGGCAUCCUUUUUAUCCUUGGUCCGUCGAUUUUGCUGUUCUGUUUAGCGCUGUUAGCUUCCACUCCGUUUUGGCAAGCGGUAACAGGCUGUUGUUUGUUAAGAUGCCGUAGGAAGAAAUUGCUGUUCUUGAAGGCAAAGAACAGUCUGUUUGUAUCUUGUUUGCCGCCAGUUAUAUGGCUAGUGUACGCUUUUGUCGAAGAAGAUUAUUACGUUUGCGCCAAACUCGGACCUCUGGAUACAGCACUUGCCAAGGCAACCACAACCGCCCUGAAAGAUGCCGUGAAUAAAGAAUUCUCUCAAGCGAAGACUGCGUCGCAGUUUAUCGCAUGGGGCUUGAUUCUCGGACUUGUUAUUGUCUCCACAGUCUUCGUCACGGUUUAUCGCUUGUGUUUACCAGUUGACCCGAAACUACAAGGGAAGUAUGCUUUCCAAGAAUACGAAGCAGAGAAAGCCGUGACUCUUUUCAACGACAAAAUCAAACCACUUGCAGAGGCAGAUGCUGAACAGCUGAUCGAAAGUUUGUUCGAGAAGCACAAAGACAAGAAAGGCGAGGAACAAAUCAAAGCUAUCGAAGAGCAACUCAAGAAUUUGUUUCCGAGACACGCGGGAAAGUUGCACGCGCCUUUUCGCGCGCGGAAUAGUAGUAUAAAGCCAUAUACUGUUGAUUCCCCGUCUGCGGCUUCAGAAGAUAUGGAGAUGAAACCGAACGGUAUUACGAAUGCAACACAUUCGGGCUAAACUACAGAGUACGGGGCCACUAACGGGGACCGGCUCAUUGGAGAGCUAUUUAGGCAAAGCGGAGUGACGUUCAGGCUAUCCGGAGUGCUAUUCAAGUUAGCCAGAGCGUUCAUGAGACUGACUGGUUAAAAAAAAUGGCGCUCUGCCCGUUUACCCAUUUAACCACGCACUUAGCGAAAACGAGUUAAAUGCUUCGCGUUCACACUACCGUUUUCGGAGCUUUUCCCCGUCCAUACUUAAACGCUCGAAAACGCUGAUAUGGUAUGGAAAAAUACA